This is a messenger RNA of Fundulus heteroclitus (mummichog), 1689 nucleotides long. It is a transcript of the gene csdc2b, whose product is annotated as cold shock domain containing C2, RNA binding b. The transcript has 4 exons. Lineage: Eukaryota; Metazoa; Chordata; Actinopteri; Cyprinodontiformes; Fundulidae. The coding region runs from base 375 to 842 and encodes 155 amino acids. The record is from RefSeq and is a predicted model, not a curated record. Gene Ontology annotation, molecular function: mRNA 3'-UTR binding. Gene Ontology annotation, biological process: regulation of mRNA stability. Gene Ontology annotation, cellular component: cytoplasm.
ACUUUCACGCACAAGUCACAUCACGCCAUCGGAAUCUCCUGCAGCUGCGCAGACCCUCCGCACUCAACUCCAGCGCCGGCGUCACACCAGGGGUUUCCGGGGCGAUCUGCGCGGAUUGAGUCGAUUUAUUUAUUUAAUUGCUCCUUAUAUAAUCCGCACCGACCCAAAACACACACAGACAGACGCCAACUGAUCGUCCUCUGCGUCUCCGGGCGCCCAUGCCGUAAUAAGUCUUGUUGACAGAGCUGAAUCGGCAGUGCUGACCCACAGCGUUGGUGGCCGUCUCACUCACGGACACAGCCGACGGCAGACAGUGGUGACAGCAGAGCAGCCGCUGGCUCCACAUCCUCCUACGUCCCUUCAUCGCGUCUGACAUGACGGACCCCAGCCUCACGUCGCCCUCUGGAACGCCGCUGCGCUCCCCCAGCUCCCCCCUCGCCCUCUCCUUCCCCUUCCCCAGGCAGGGGAACCGGGCGUGGCAGGAAGGGAGGGAGCCCCCGCUUCCCCGGGACCUGCCCAGCCCGCUGCCGACCAAACGCAACCGCACCUACUCAGCUACGGUCCGCGCUCAGUCGGGUCCGGUUUUUAAGGGCACGUGUAAGAACUUCUCCAGAUCACAAGGCCAUGGCUUCAUCCAGCCGUCCCACGGUGGAGAAGACAUCUUCGUUCACAUCUCAGACAUUGAGGGGGAGUACGUCCCAGUUGAGGGCGAUGAGGUCACAUACAAAGUGUGCCGGGUCCCCCCUAAGAACAUUAAGGUGCAGGCCGUGGAGGUGAAGAUCAUACACCUCAACCCGGGGACGAAACACGAGACCUGGUCCGGACAGAUCAUUAGCUCGUAGGAACUGAUAUCUGCCCCUGGUGGACGGCGACGCUCCAGGUUGGAUCGGUGGGGAUGGCAGAGGUGCUCCUGGACUCUUUCGCUUUGUUUUCUUUGUUCUGUCUUUUGGACAUAUCUGUUAUUCUACUCUACGUCAGUCAGAGCUGAAUUGAAAUUGUUACCAGUGCAGGCAGGUAGUUACAGACCGAACUGAUCUUUUCUGUUCAAACCACAGUUACAGUAAGCUACUCUGCCUUUGGCACUGAAUCUAACUAAUGGAAAACAAAUCCCUUUUUGUGUUAUUUAUGUUUAUGUUGAUUACUAAAUCGAAGCUGGGACCAUAAAAUAACCCGACUUUGGAGUGUCAGGAGUUUUCAGUGUCGCAUUGUUCACAUUAUGUGUAGAAAACAAGAAAGACUGAGAACAUCAAUCCUGCCGUUGUGCAGACUGCAGUGUGUGUUUGUGUGAGAGGAGGCAGUUUUACUUCCCCUCUUAGCUGUUUCUGCAUUGUCUUCUGUACUUCAUCAAAGUUGCCAGGGUCACAUGUUUGCUGCAAGUGCUCAUCAGGGGACUUAUCCCAACCUGCGCUGUCGCUACAUCAAAGGUAUAAUUUAAAAUGCGUAUUUUAAACAAAGACAACAGCAGAUGCGAAAGCAAGAGAUGUCAAGAUGGCCAUCUUUAACAAUAAGACGGGGUUGGUCAUUGGUCCAGGAAAACAGGGGAAACUAUGAGGACGUUUACACCUGCUCCCAUCAUAGGAUGUGUCAGACGAAUGGUUUCAGAUCAUCAUUUGAAAAAGUUGAUGUGACAUACUUUAGAUUAGAGAAAUUUUUAAAGUUUGGAGUAAAAUUUGGAGUAAAUAUGGGAAC